This is a messenger RNA of Mytilus trossulus (common blue mussel), 2076 nucleotides long. Its product is annotated as zinc metalloproteinase-disintegrin-like VAP2A. Gene Ontology annotation, biological process: proteolysis. The transcript has 16 exons. Gene Ontology annotation, molecular function: metalloendopeptidase activity. The coding region runs from base 1 to 2076 and encodes 691 amino acids. NCBI's taxonomy places the organism in Eukaryota, Metazoa, Mollusca, Bivalvia, Mytilida, Mytilidae. The record is from RefSeq and is a predicted model, not a curated record.
AUGUACGAGAAUGGUUUCAUCGUCAAGCAAGCAGCACGACCUGAAAAAGAAGUAGUAUUUUAUACAGAUGUAAACCAUUUAGCCUCUAUCGGUGUACAGUGUAAAGAAAAUGAAUAUCAAGAACGAUGUCAAUAUAUAUUGAAUGGACGAAUAUUUUUAAACGGAGAGCAUCAUGUGAUUAAACCAAGAUCUGUAGGAAAUUUAUCAGAUGUAGAAAACCACCACCUUAUACCUCAGGAGAACCAAGUUAUUGAUUUUGGAAACGAUGCUCGUAAAAUUCCAGAAGAUGUGUUAUCGCAAGAUAAAAAGAUAUCAAGAACGGCUGUGGGCGGUAACCCUAUUGCAACAACACAUUACAAAGUAGAACUCCUACCCUGUACCGAUUUCGGGAUUUAUGAAUAUUGGUAUAAUCAAAGUACUGGGAAUACUGACACUGAAAGGAACAUGGCAACAAUUGAUUCCAUCAUGGAGUACUACGCUUAUGUUAUAAAUGAUAUGAACGUUCACUAUGAGAGUAUUCAGGGUGUUCCAUGGGACAUGAAAAAUGUGUAUGCUGGUAUUUAUAUUGCUACUUCUCCAACAGAAUCUACUUGGACAGAAACCAUUAAAUAUCUAAGUUCCGGGGAAUACAUAGUUGACGGUGAUAUUGCUUUGAACAACUUUAAAGCAUGGUUAGAAACAAACGCAGCACAGUUACCUGAUUACGACCACGCAAUGUUAUUUUCAGGGUACGAUUUGUUUACAAGUACACCAGAAGGACCAUCUACAGGUCUACUAGGUUUAGCAUGGGUCGGAGCAAUUUGCACUAAAGUGAGGUACACUGCUUACUAUGAGAAUUCCAUUGUUGAAGAUAAAGGCAAAGCAAUUGUAGGUCUUGUAGCAGCACAUGAACUUGGUCAUAACUUAGGAGCUUCCCAUGAUACUUCGAGUAAGAACAACUGCUCUGCUGAUGACAGAUACGUUAUGGCACCGAGUGCAUAUGCAAAAAAAGACGAGAAAGCAACAAAUCACUAUAUUUUUUCAAACUGCUCAAUUGACUACUUUCAGGAGUAUAUAGAUGAGCUCAACAAGGUUGAUAAAAAUUGCAUGGCAUCAUUGUCACCAAACAAUGAUCCUACAGCACUUGACAAGUACAAUGCUACGUUACACGGACAGAUAUACAAUCACGACGAGCAAUGUAUGCAAAAUAGACAUUCUGAAGAUUCAUAUCUUUGUAGGAACCAGCACUAUCUAGAUCCUACAACAGUUUGUAAAUAUAUGUAUUGUUUAGUACCAGGAACAGGAUUUUGCAGCAUACAUAUACCUUGGGAGGGAACUGUGUGUGGUGAUGGAAAGUGGUGUAUUGCUGGCAAAUGUUGUGAAGAUGUACGAGCACAAUCAGCGAACUCUUCCUGUAUACUAGGAGAUGCUCCAUUUUGUGCUAGCGACAUCAUUCCUAAGCCACGUCUUUGUUAUGAUAAUUAUUAUAAUCCGAUAUACUGCUGUGGAAUAUGUCAGAAUUACCAUACAGGAAUUACAGGUUGUGAAUAUGGGGAUCGUUUAAGUGGUUGUGUUAAAACUGAUUGUCCUUAUUAUGAUACAAAUACAAGAGAAAACUCCUGCUGUAAAACGUGCGCUCCAGACGAGUCUACAACAGAAGCUGUGAAAACGACGGAGAUGACAACCCAAGAAAGUACGACUCCUAUUACGACAACAGCAGACACUACAACACCAGAAGUCACUACAACAGAGGAUACAACUACAGUAAUGACAACGACUGAAAUGACAACACUGGAAAGCACAACAACAGAGGCUACAACUCCAGUUAAGACAUCAAUGGAGACUUCAACACCGGAAGGCACAACGACAAUUUCGACAACAAUGAAGACGACAACACCGGAGGUCACUUCGGCACAGGCUACUACAACAACAGUUAUGACCACGACUGAAAUAAAGACAAAAGAAGACACUACAACCGAGGCUACAACUCCAGUCAUUACAACAACGGUUAUGACAACAACUGAUAUGACAACACUAGAAGACACUACAACCAAGUGGUGGACACAACAACCGAGGCUACAACUCCGGUCAUUAUAA